ACACUCUAAAUACACCAAGCUGACACACUUGCGUCGAUUCAGAUGUCUCGAAUUACUCAACGCGAAUAGUCGGUCUUUCACUCUGUUAUUUUAGUCAUCACAUAGGGUUUUAGUUAGUUGUGCUACAAAGACUUAAGUUAACCCAGGCACGUCCGUUAUUUGCGGUUUAGUGCUUAAACGUAUUUGUUUGCUUGGUAGCUAGCUGGCUAGCUCUGUUGGACUCGGAAAAGUAAUCGUGUUGAUGAUAUUGUUAGCCUAGCUAAUUAUCCUACGGAGUCAUAACUGGUUGUUUCAGCUAGUUAUUUUCAUGGACAUCAGGCCAAGUAAUUGGCUUUUGUUCAAUAAUUCUAGACUCACUUUUUGACUUGCAGUGAUAAACAUUUGCGAGACAAGGAAUAAGUAAAUUUUUCCGGGCUAUAUACCUUCUUAGAUCGUAUUAUACCCAAAGGAGAACUCCAAACAAACAAAGAAGGUUUUGUAUAGAAGCUAGGCUAGCUAGCAAAAUAUAGCUAGCUGGCUACGUUGGCUUUACAGUACUGACAAUCGAAUUGGUUCCCAGUUAGAAAAAAGACAAAUAUAUUUGAAAGAUGGCUCGACACAGUCAUACUCAGGUUGCGAGCUCGCAAAAGGCAUUAAUGCUUGAAAUGAAAAGUCUUCAAGAGGAACCAGUCGAAGGUUUCAAAAUAACACUGGUGGACGAAGCAGACUUGUACAACUGGGAAGUAGCCAUUUUCGGACCCCCCAACACGCAUUACGAAGGGGGAUAUUUUAAGUCCCGAGUUAAGUUCCCCAUCGACUACCCCUACUCUCCACCAGCCUUCCGCUUCCUCACUAAAAUGUGGCACCCCAACAUUUAUGAGAACGGUGACGUGUGCAUCUCCAUCCUGCACCCUCCUGUGGACGAUCCUCAGAGUGGAGAACUGCCCUCAGAGAGAUGGAACCCAACACAAAACGUCAGGACCAUCCUGCUAAGCGUAAUAUCUCUGCUGAACGAACCCAACACGUUCUCCCCGGCCAACGUGGACGCCUCUGUAAUGUACCGCAAAUGGAGGGAGAGCAAGGGCAAGGAACGCGAGUAUGGAGAAAUCAUCAGAAAACAGGUGUUGGCCACUAAGGCAGAUGCAGACCGUGACGGUGUGAAGGUGCCAACCACAUUGGCAGAGUACUGCAUACGCACACGAGUUCCCGCUCCAGACGAAGGCUCCGAUCUCCUCUACGAUGAUUACUAUGAUGAUGACGACCUGGAGGACGACGAGGAUGACUGCUGCUAUGCCGAGGACGACUCUGGCACAGAGGACUCAUGACGACGCCUUGUGCCAUCUUUCGUCCAUCCUCCCCCCUGCCCCGCAUCCCAAGAACACACUCACUCACAACCUUCCGCACACAUGCACACACACACGCACACACAUAAACCCCCCCCCCCC
Clupea harengus (Atlantic herring) is the source of this 1424-nucleotide messenger RNA. Its product is annotated as ubiquitin-conjugating enzyme E2 R1-like. NCBI's taxonomy places the organism in Eukaryota, Metazoa, Chordata, Actinopteri, Clupeiformes, Clupeidae. The record is from RefSeq and is a predicted model, not a curated record.